Molecule: messenger RNA, 1392 nt
Organism: Neltuma alba
Lineage: Eukaryota; Viridiplantae; Streptophyta; Magnoliopsida; Fabales; Fabaceae
Product: cycloartenol-C-24-methyltransferase
Exons: 14
Coding region: 121-1161 (346 amino acids)
Biological process (GO): sterol biosynthetic process
Cellular component (GO): endoplasmic reticulum
Molecular function (GO): sterol 24-C-methyltransferase activity
Source: RefSeq, a predicted model, not a curated record
UUUCCCACACACUCUCUCUACCCUUCUCUCCGAGUUUUUCUUCUCUCAUUCUCUCUCUCCCUAGCUUUUCAGCUCCUGAUUCACAUUGUUCUUUUGACUUUCUGCUGAACUCUGCCAGAGAUGUCAAAAGCUGGAGCCAUAGAUCUCGCAUUGGGCGUGGGUGGAAAGAUUGAGAAAGCCGAAGUUCUCUCUGCUGUUGAGAAGUAUGAGAAGUAUCAUGUCUGUUAUGGAGGUGAAGAGGAAGAGAGGAAGUCUAACUAUACUGAUAUGGUCAAUAAAUACUAUGAUCUUGUCACCAGCUUUUAUGAAUUCGGUUGGGGAGAAUCUUUCCAUUUUGCUCCAAGAUUGAAAGGGGAAUCACUUCGGGAGAGCAUCAAGCGACAUGAGCACUUUCUUGCCUUGCAACUUGGUCUGAAGCCUGGACAAAAGGUUUUAGAUGUUGGUUGUGGAAUUGGGGGACCACUAAGAGAAAUUUCUCGUUUCAGCUUGACAUCAAUUACAGGGUUGAACAACAAUGAGUACCAAAUAACUAGAGGAAAGGAACUCAAUCGCAUAUCCGGUUUGGACAAGACUUGCAACUUUGUGAAGGCUGACUUUAUGAAAAUGACAUUCCCAGACAAUUCUUUUGAUGCAGUAUAUGCAAUUGAAGCUACUUGCCAUGCACCAGAUGCGUAUGGAUGCUAUAAGGAGAUUUAUAGAGUGCUGAAGCCUGGUCAAUGUUUUGCUGCAUAUGAAUGGUGCAUGACUAGUUCCUUUGAUCCUAGUAACCAAGAGCAUCAAAGGAUAAAGGCAGAAAUUGAGCUUGGCGAUGGGCUCCCUGACAUCAGAUUGACUACAAAGUGUCUUGAAGCUCUGAAGGAAGCAGGUUUUGAGGUCAUAUGGGACAAAGAUUUGGCUGAGGACUCUCCUAUUCCUUGGUAUUUGCCUUUGGAUAAAGAUCACUUCUCGCUGAGCAGUUUCCGUCUAACAGCUGUUGGUCGACUAUUCACAAGAAACAUGGUUAAGACUCUUGAGUAUGUUGGGCUGGCACCCAAGGGAAGUGUCAGGGUUCAAGACUUUUUAGAAAAGGCUGCAGAGGGACUAGUUGAAGGUGGAAAGAAGGAGAUCUUCACGCCAAUGUAUUUCUUUUUGGCAAGGAAGCCUGCGGAUUCAGACCACUAAUAAGGAUUAGUGUUCACAGCGCCGCAAAAUUCAGGAGCUUUGGGUGGUAUAAUUGUAUUUUAGGUUGCCUUCUUAUUGGACGUUGGCCAAUGUGAGUUUGGCUGUAGUUUUGAAUUGCCUUGUGUGUGUGUGUGUGUAGUUUUGCUUGAGCAUAUGGUGGUAGUCUCCUUCAUUUGCUAAAGCCUACAAUACAAUCCCAUAUGGUGAAUGAAUUUUUCUUUGGCCAUUUCA